Molecule: messenger RNA, 805 nt
Organism: Gaeumannomyces tritici R3-111a-1
Lineage: Eukaryota; Fungi; Ascomycota; Sordariomycetes; Magnaporthales; Magnaporthaceae
Exons: 1
Source: RefSeq, a predicted model, not a curated record
ACACGACCUACCCCCAUCACUUGAUUCCCCCAUCAUCCUACAUACCGUCUGGAGCACACCAUGUCGCCCAUCUACAAGUUCACCUCGGCGUCGACCUACAAGGGCUCGAUAGCCUCAUCAUCAUCAUCGUCAUCGUCCGAGGGAGAGCCGCUCGCAGCAGGCGCCGCCAACGCGGACCAUCAGGAGACCACCUCGUCCGGCGCCGCCAACGCGUCCGCAGCAGCAGCAGCAGCAGCAGUAGGCCCCGCCAACACGUCCUCAGACCCGCCGCCGGAGACGACGGGCGGCGGCGAGUCGUCGUCCAGGGCGGCUUCCUCGUCCAGGGCAGCGUCCGGGGCGUCCAGGGCGUUCGAGGCGCUGGCAGCAGCAGCGGCGGCCCUGGCGGCCGAGUCGGCGGCCUCGGACAAGGACGAGCAGCAGCAGCAGCAGCAGCAGCAGCCGGACCCGGACCCGCGCCGGCCGCCGGCCGAGCUGGUGGUAGUGAUGCGCUGCUUCGACGGCCACGAGGUGGCGCUGUGCGCGCGCAAGCCCGACGACUGGCGCGACCUGAUGGGCCGGCUGGCCGACGAGCUCGGCAUCCCCGUGGCCGUGCUCCGGACCUUUCAGUACUGGCGCCAGACGGGCCCGCGGCGCGACUCGGACCGCGCGCCCGUCGGGCCCGCCUCCUGGGCCCGAGUGGAGCCCGACGCGACGAUUGUGAUGGAGCCGCCGCCGCCGCCGCCGCCCGGCUGGACGGUCGACGACGAGGCUCGCCACGUGGAGCUGCGGGACACGCUGCCCAGGGACACGACCAUUAUUGUGAAUA